AUGUAUCCAUUGAAUAUUACAUCAGCUGUUCCUACCUCACCACCAAACAAUAUUAAUCGAUGUCGUAUAUCAGAUGCUCGUCGAUCCGUCACGUAUCAUCCAUCUGUUUGGGGAAACCAUUUUCUCAGAUACACUUCUCAUGUAAUUACCGAAAUAUCUGUUCCGGAAAAGGAAGAGCUCGAAAGACAGAAAGAAACGGUGAGGAAUUUGCUGACGGCAGCACAAAUGGAAGAUGAUUCAUUAGUUCAUAAAUUGCAACUCAUUGAUGCAAUCCAACGGCUAGGAGUGGCUUAUCAUUUCGAAGACGAAAUCGAAAAAUCCUUGCGCCGCAUGUACGAUGGCGGCGAGGACAACAUCAAUAAUAACGAUCUCCAUUUUGUUGCUCUUCGUUUUCGUUUGCUUAGACAACAAGGUCACCAUGUGCCAUGUGAUGUGUUCAACAAAUUCAUCGACGAAGAAGGGGAUUUCAAGGAGUCAAUAACAGCAAAUAAUGUGCAAGGGGUUUUAAGCUUAUACGAGGCGGCUCAUCUUGCGAUAGACGGUGAGGAUAUUCUCGACAAAGCGAUCUCGUUUUGCACGUCUUUUCUCGAGUCGUAUUUGGUCGAUCAAAAGAACAAUAAUAUUUAUCUUGCUAAACAAGUUAGUGAGGCUUUGGAUAACCCAAUUCACAAAAGCGUGAUUAGAUUGGGAGCCAGGAAAUUCAUUUCUAUUUACCAAGAAAACGAAUCCCACGAUAAAACACUGCUGAACUUCGCGAAAUUGGACUUCAACAUCGUACAGAAGAUACAUCAGAAAGAGCUCGGCGAUCUUACUAGGUGGUGGAAGGAUUUAGACUUUGCAAAUAAGUUGCCAUUUGCAAGAGAUAGAAUGGUGGAAUGCUAUUUUUGGAUAUUAGCAGUCUAUUUCGAGCCGAAAUACAAUGUUGCAAGAACAAUACUAACCAAAAUAAUUGCUUUGGCUUCGAUUGCUGACGAUAUUUACGAUGUCCACGGAACCCUAGACGAACUCGAGCUUUUCACUGAUUUCAUCCAAAGUUGGGAUGUUACUGCAUUGGAGCAAUUGCCUCGACAGUAUAUGAGAAUAUAUUCCAGAGCCCUCUUAGAUGUUUAUGAUGAGAUUGAAGAUGAAAUGACAAAAAUAGGCACAUCAUACCGUCUCCACUAUGCUAAUGAAGAGAUGAAAAAACUGAUGAGGGCAUAUUUGGAAGAAGCGAAAUGGUGUUACAGUAAUUACACGCCAAGUACGAUGGAAGAGUACAUGAAGGUGUCACUCGUAAGCGCUGGAUAUAUGAUGGCGUCUACGCUAUCGUUGGUUGGUAUGGACGAAAAUACAGUCACAAAUGAACACUUUGAUUGGAUCACAUCUGAACCGUUGAUCGUACGAGCAUCAAGCACCGUCGCCAGAUUAAUGGACGACAUCGUAGGAUAUGAGUGUGAAGAGAAAAUAUCAGCAGUGGAUUGUUACAUGAAGGAAAACGGUUGCUCGAAAACGGAAGCUAUUGCGGAGCUUGGAAAGCAAGUGAAGACAGCAAGGAAGGAUAUAAAUAAAGAGUGCAUUAGUACUACGGCCUCCGAUCUCCCAAUCGUUUUGCGUGUUCUUAAUCUCACUCGUCUGAUCGAUCUUCUCUACAGUGGCGAAGAUGGAUAUACCAACUCCAAAACGAAGACGAAAGAGAUUAUAAAAAGUGUACUCGUUGAGCCUCUUUCGAUUAAUUGA
This is a messenger RNA of Erythranthe guttata (spotted monkey flower), 1716 nucleotides long. The record is from RefSeq and is a predicted model, not a curated record. Lineage: Eukaryota; Viridiplantae; Streptophyta; Magnoliopsida; Lamiales; Phrymaceae.